This is a messenger RNA of Lentinula edodes (shiitake mushroom), 612 nucleotides long. RefSeq lists its product as uncharacterized. The record is from RefSeq and is a predicted model, not a curated record. Lineage: Eukaryota; Fungi; Basidiomycota; Agaricomycetes; Agaricales; Omphalotaceae. The transcript has 3 exons. Bases 1 to 612 code for a protein of 203 amino acids.
AUGAACACAAAGAGGUUACGAGUGACCCUCAUCAGUCCUCGCCCAACCGAAGAAUUUGUGUGGUCCAUGUCCUCCUACGCCUUUCCACAUAACGUCUUCUUGAAUCAUGAUUUGCGCCACAAUCCUGAUCUAUUCGAUGCGAUAAUCACUUCUGUGGUUGUUACUGGCACACCUACGAACGAGGGCAAAAACUUCCAUUUCUGCCUCUCUCUCGUUACCAGUAAUGAAUCCUCUGUUCGAUUCGACCCCACCCCGUCGUAUACGGAUCCUGUUCACCCAAUGCGCACAAACCUCGUUUUAGAGUGGAAGAAGGUGUCCAUUGAUUCCAACACAAGAGACACCGACUUGUUCAAGGUCCCUGUUCUUCGCAAUGAUACGGCUGGGGUUCUUUGCAUGCAACUGUUCAAUGACUUCAAAGUCAAUCAAUAUGAUUUCGAUGACCAAGGAAGGGGCUGCCGUCACUGGUGUGCAUCCAUCUUUAAUAUCCUUGCACGCCUGGGAGUUACUGAAGACGUGUCGUUGGAUUUUGAGAAUUGGGAGAACAAACAAUAUCAGAAAUUUGGUGAUAUGUUCCCUAUGCCGCGUAUCUGUGGUACCUUCUACACUGCCUAG